AUGGCUCUCCAGGCCGACGAGGAACUAUUCAAGAGUGCCAUCUCUGGGUAUCGCGAUGCAUUUUUGGUUCGACACUCCCACCUUCCGGAAUCCGAGCGCAAUAGGCUCUGGAGCCAGCAACUCAGCCAGUUCAUCCCCGUCGACCGCGAAGAUGCUGCGCCUGGGAAACCUGGGAAACCCGGCAAACGGACUCGACAGGAUGCCACUCCGCGGACCCUCCCUGGUUCUGGUCCUCCAGAGGCCAAACGGCGAGCCACCCCCGGAUCUCCCGGUGACCCACGAGCUGCGGCGCGCCCUUUCACAAUCAUCCCCCCCGGGAUGCGCCCCGAGAGGAGCCAGCAGAUCCCUGUCUCCUACCGGCACCCGCCGGCUGGGGUGACUAUGGGCAAGCGACAAUCCUUCGGGCCGGGCCAAAUGAAACGUCUCGAUCAUGUCGAUGAAUAUUCGCCAUCUGAAUAUGCAAAGCACUUGGAUAACCCCGACAACCAGCCCCAGCCCUACAGAUCCGCUCUGUCUCUGGGGCUGGCGACUGGAUCGACUGGACCGACUCCAUCUCCGGCAGCCGCAGCAGCAGCAGCGACAUCUGGUGUAUACCAUUCUGGACAGGCAUCCCCCACGGCUGAUCCGUCUUCGACGGCCGUUGAAAUGACUCGGAGCGGAACCACCGAUACCAUUAUCGACAGCUUUGACAUGUUUCGGUUCAACUCGACAGGACCGCGCGCGGAUCUGGACCAGACGUACUCCAUCCCGCCGGAGUGGGUGCCCACGGCCACCUCUGGUAUCUCGUAUCAAGACUCUUUUCCUUCAUCCCUCUAUCCUGACUUAGAUCCUACCACCUCAUACCCAUUCUCCUACCCCAAUUCCACCCUUUUCUCCACCUCUGCGCCCACCACUACCUUUCGGCCACCAGUGCCACCCACAUUUGUCACCGAAGCGGCGGAGAUGAGACCCUCGUUAUCAAGCUCGAGCUCCGACUCGGACGAAAUCAUGCCACCUUCGCGCGCGAUCCGCCGAACCCAAGAACAAGUCGCGCAUGCAGCACGACCCAUCGCCCCCAAGCGAGACUCACACGACAGUAUCAACAGCCAACCAGAACAUAGAGACAGCAACACGCACAGAAUGCUCCGCAUAUCCUCCACCGACGGCACAGCCAAAGAAGUCGCCGCCAUCCCGAAGGCCUCAGUGCAACGCCCACCCCGCAUAAAGACAUACUGCCACAUCUGCAACGACCAACCAGAAGGCUUCCACGGUGAGCACGAACUACGCCGCCAUAUCGACCGCGUCCACGCGCCCGUCCGUAAGGUCUGGGUCUGUGUAGAUAUCUCGCCUGACGGGAAUUUCCUCGCGAACUGCAAAGCCUGCCGCAACGGUAAACGAUACGGCGCAAACUAUAACGCCGCAGCGCAUCUGCGCCGCACGCAUUUCAACCCAUGCCAGCGUGGCCGUGGCGGUCGUGGCAAAGAUAGCGAGAAACGCGGUGGUAAGGGCGGUGGAAAUCAUCCGCCGAUGGACGUGCUGAAACACUGGAUGGUUGAGGAGGUCGAACGGGCCAAUGAGAAUACCCCGUGUGAUAUGCCUCCCGAUGGCCCUGCGGAGGAUGGAGGAUACCCGGCUUCGUUGCCGUUGCCCGAUCUCUCUUCUGAUGCGACUGCGAUGAAACGGGCUGCUGCGGGAGGUAUGAGUGCGACUUCGCUGAGCGAGGCGGAUAUGCAUGCGUCGCUGGGCAUGGAGUCAACGCUCAUGCAUGGCUUUGAGGCGUAUCCGGUUUCCGCGUCGUUUGACUUGGAUGCCACUCUCGAUACGCCGUUUUAUCUUGACUCGCAGCCUUUGCCGUCUGAGUAUGAUUCGUAUGUCAUGUGA
This is a messenger RNA of Penicillium waksmanii, 1860 nucleotides long. RefSeq lists its product as uncharacterized. The record is from RefSeq and is a predicted model, not a curated record. The transcript is spliced from 3 exons. The coding region runs from base 1 to 1860 and encodes 619 amino acids. Lineage: Eukaryota; Fungi; Ascomycota; Eurotiomycetes; Eurotiales; Aspergillaceae.